Messenger RNA from Saccostrea echinata, 3991 nucleotides. RefSeq lists its product as uncharacterized. Bases 164 to 2668 code for a protein of 834 amino acids. The record is from RefSeq and is a predicted model, not a curated record. The transcript is spliced from 2 exons. NCBI's taxonomy places the organism in Eukaryota, Metazoa, Mollusca, Bivalvia, Ostreida, Ostreidae.
GGAUGAUGUCAAACAUUAUUUAUUUAUAUGUAACAUGUAACCCUUCACAUGGAUGUCAGGGCAAAGUAAUAUUGAAUGAAACUGUGUGCCUGUGCAGUGCGUAAAAACAGUGGGAGUUAAUAUGUGACUUUGAAAUACACUGAUAAAGAUUAAGGUCAGCACUAUGUACCUUUAUCUACGACAAGGUGACGUUUUGGAACUGAUUUCUGGUGUUGUUCUCAAGGACGGAUAUCGACCUGUGGUGGGAGAAGUGGGCAAUGACCUCCAACUGGAGCCCGCCAUUUGGUUCAAAUCUCUUAUUAUAGACGCCAUCUUAAUUGACUGUGACCGUCGACAAGUUCGAUGGAGCCGUGCACGCAUAAAACCGGGCGAGCGAAUCAGCGAGGAAAUUGAUGACGUAUCUAUAAUGUGCGAGCCGGACAACGUCAUCAGAGCAAAACACUUCGAUACCUCUGUUUUCGAAGAUUACGAUUACAGUGAAUUGGAUCCAAAAGCACAUGAAAUAUUUGAAGCAACGAAACAAUUGUUGAUCAGUAUAAGAAAGAAAGAGUUGAAUGAUGAACAAUUCAAAACAGAAUUGCUAAGACUGCUCCAUUGUUAUAUUAUGCCUUCUGUAUCACUGACAACAGAUGACAUUACAAACCUAAAGAAUGCGCUUGCACGGGUUCAGAGCCAGUUACAGAACAUUGACAAAAUUAUUCUUAAGAAGGACAGAGCCGUUCAGUUGACAGAAUCUUCUAUGGCUAAACAACGAGAGACUUUGUUAGAAAGAGAAGAUUUUACAAGUGAAAAGCAUAUUCUGUCUUGCAGUCCCAAAUUCAUACAAGCAUUUGAAAAGCAAAUUGGAAAAGACGUGGAGGAGACGUGGCAGACAAUGGAAGUCAUGCAGAAGAAAGUGAAUGAAUUAAAGCGGGAUAGCUGUACCUCCACCGAACUGGAACAAGUAAGAAAAGAGCGAGAUAAAUGCUACGAAAAGUGGGAAAAACUCAAAGUUGUGAAGGAAACCAUCAAAGAAGCCAUACUUAGGCGCAAAAAAACCAACAAACGAUUGUCAAAGUUCGAAACAUUGAAUGUUUUCCACAAUGUUUAUAUUGAGAUCAAUGAACGACUUCAGGCAGAGAAGGAAGAAAUACAUAAACUGUGUUUGCAUAAAGUCCAAAUUUCUUCUGUUCGAGAAGCUAUUGAGUUAGCGCUGGAUGAAUUAAAGACUGAUGGUCAGACGUUAGGUUGGCAGAUGAAAUCUGAUGGCACUACUGAAAACGACAUCAAUGGCAUGAGCUGCAAGCCAAAAGACUGGUACACCUUAGAGGAAACAAUUUCAGCCAUAUUGGCUGACGCCAAACAUGACGUAACACAGAAACACGUUAGAUUCUGUGCAGGAAUACAAGACAAGAUUAUCUCGGCCUUGAAGGAGGGUCAACUUUUUGAAAACCAAGUCAAUCCCUUAGAAGAAGACCUUUCAGUACUUUCCUCUAGUUUUGUCCACAUUGAAGAUGAUCUUUUAGCUUCAGGGGACCGAUGUAGAGACCGACGAUCCAGACGGGGGCGCUCAACAAUGUGUAUUCCAGAAGACGAUACUCAAGACGUUCCUAGAAGAAGAGAAACAGUCUACCAGUCUCUUAUUGACACAGUUAAACGAGAAAUUAACGAACAUAUAGUCAAUAUGGUGGAAUUACUGUCACAAAUUAACCCUGAACAUACUCGUGCCGGGGGAAGUCAGUCAAACGCGAGCGGAAAGAUAUCUAUUUGUUACCAGAAUCAUCUAUGCCAUAAAAUCAUAGAGCCCCUAGAAUCAUUAUAUGAGAAAACAUACGGCAGUAUGUGCAUAAAUGUGUUUAACAAAGUGAAGGACAUGUCUUUUGAGGAACUCGGGAUUGACGAACCAUGGAUACGUCAUCUUAACGAUCUAUCUUCGCCUGUUCACAUUACGGACGUCAAAGUACCUAUAGAGAACAUUUCCUUGACUAGUGUACCUUCCAUAACUUCUGAUCUUAGUCUGUUCUCGAUCGGUAAAAUGCCCAUCGAUGAACUUUAUCGGCGGGCCGAAAAAGAGGGCACAAAAUUGGAGAACUGUAUGGAAUCUGGACAAUAUGCCAGUCCUUUUCCUGAAGAUUCAGAAUUGACCCACCCCAAGAACAUGCUUGACGCCUCACCACCCAAUGAGAGCGAUACAAUAGCCUUUCAUGAGCCUCCGCCGUCCUAUGAAGAAUCAUCGAAAUUACCGCCUUGUUAUGAACAAAAUAGCCUCGCCAGUCAAAUAAUUCAAGAGGAUGGACAAAGCUUGUACGAUAUUUUACAACCAGGCCUUGAUAUGAUCCACACUUUGGUGAUGGAAAACACAGUCACGGGUAAACUGAAAUUAAUCACCAAGACCUAUCGUUUUGUUGGUGAUCAGGUGUCGACGCUGAAGUCUGCAGCCUCACUUCAGGAUUUCAUGGGUUGUUGUGAUGAACUCCUUACUCUUCUAAUUGUGUUACUAACAUACCUCAAUGAGGAGGAUUUCAAAAGACUAUACGUUCAGAUGUACAUGGUGCUUGACUUCAAGCCCCAGUGCAUGUUAGGUGGCGUACAUGACUGUUCUCUUACAAACUUUUUUGCGGCAUUUCAGUAUCUCCAAGAUCGAUUAGUCAUGCAGAAUGUGCGGCAAAGCAAUACAGAGUCCAAGUAAUUGAAAUGCGUCAAAAUACUGUUAAAUACUGUACACAUAUUUUCGUGGGGUCAAAUUUUCGUGGUUUGAGGGAAAAAAUGGUUCUUUGAGACUUGAUUUCUAUUUGAAAUUUUGCAUUUCGUGGAGGACAUUAAUUCGUGGGUCUCUUCAUACCACGAAAACAACGAAAAUUAAAACCUAUGAAAGCUUGUGAUUUCGGACAGUAGUAAAUUUCAUGUUUCUGGUGAAUGUUAAAGCCUAUAACGUGUGCCAAAUGCUAUUUUUGGUAUUUGUUUUAUUGUAGCUUGCUUUGCAAAGGCCUUUUUGUUUUUUGUUUUCUUUAUGAUCAAAUAUAAGAAUAAAAAAUCUUCAUUUUACAUGCACCAUGCUGAGAUUUGCUUUUUUGUGGCUCUAUUGGUUGUUUUAACUUCUUUACUGAGUUUACUAUUUAUUAUGUUGUGAUUUGUGGAUGGUGUGUUUACAACCAUUGCUAUUUUUAUCUACAUGUUCCUAACUUGUUUUCAUUAUAUAGUUUCAUCAGUACUGGGUUUCUGUAUUGUUAUACCUUUAAAUAUAUGUUUCCUUUAUAAAUCUAUACCUAAAAUGUAUAACAUUUCCAUUGUUUACUUAGCAGUCAAAAAAAUCUAUGUUUUACCGCAGAGUAAGAUAUAUUGGACCUGUCGGUGAGAUAAUGGACUGCUUACGUCACGUGAGUGGGAUCAGCCUAAAUAUUAUUUGCAUUCGUUUGUGUUCGCAGUGAAGUUUAACCGCAGUGCGGGUAAAAGAAAUUUACAUCAUGGAAGCCAGCACAAGAUACAUGUAUGUCAGACACAAAUAUAUAAAAGGUAUAACAAAACAUUUAUUGACUGCGUUCACGGGCAAAAUGCGUUUUGUCGACCCCUCGAACAAAUCUGUUCGGCCCAAGGCAACCGGUUUGGUUCUUGGGUCCGCCAAAAUGCAUGUUGCCCUCGAACCCAGUCGAUAAAAGUAUAUUGCUACCAUAAAGGAUGAAAAUGCGCGUUUUCUAAAUCAAUCAUUGUCUUUUAUGAUUAGAAGUAACGUUUUAAAAUUUUAUAACAGGUUUGUUGAUCACUAUUGAUACAUUACACAGCUGUUAUAUGCGACCCAGCCUUUACAAAUAUAGUAUUGCUUUUGUUUUACUUGAGUGUGGAUUUGCAUAAUAAAUUUAUAUGAUAUUGAUAUGAUCAUUAGACUGUGUCAAAGUUUGUAAUUCUUUUUAUUUGCGGGUUGUUGUUGUACAUGCAUUCACGCAGAUACUCGCGGUGUAUUUAGUAUUACUACACUGUCAUUUGAUUAUUUCAUUAAAUGAAAUGAAAAUAUAAA